AUGCCCCCGCCAACCGUCACUGAGACAACCGUCGCAAAGACAACCAUCAGCAAGACACCCGUCCCCAUGCCAACCGACACCGUGACAACCAUCCCCGCGCCAACCAUUGCCGUGUCAACCGUUCCCACGCCAACCAUCACCAAGACACCCAUCCUGGAAACACCCCGUCCCCGAUGCAACCGUCCUGGAAACACCCAUUGCUGA
Molecule: messenger RNA, 204 nt
Organism: Pterocles gutturalis (yellow-throated sandgrouse)
Lineage: Eukaryota; Metazoa; Chordata; Aves; Pterocliformes; Pteroclidae
Product: mucin-2-like
Exons: 1
Coding region: 1-204 (67 amino acids)
Source: RefSeq, a predicted model, not a curated record